Messenger RNA from Triplophysa dalaica, 656 nucleotides. RefSeq names its product ribosomal protein L18a (gene rpl18a). Gene Ontology annotation, molecular function: structural constituent of ribosome. Gene Ontology annotation, biological process: translation. The record is from RefSeq and is a predicted model, not a curated record. Gene Ontology annotation, cellular component: ribosome; cytosolic large ribosomal subunit. Lineage: Eukaryota; Metazoa; Chordata; Actinopteri; Cypriniformes; Nemacheilidae. The transcript has 5 exons. The coding region runs from base 68 to 598 and encodes 176 amino acids.
AGGAUUGACGUCAGGACUCUCCGCCCUGCCACUUCCUCUUUCACAGUGGCCGUCAGCGAGAGGCACCAUGAAGGCGUCUGGCACACUUCGGGAAUAUAAGGUUGUUGGGCGUCUGCUGCCCUCUGCUAAAAAUCCUGCACCCCCACUGUAUCGCAUGAGGAUUUUUGCCCCCAACCAUGUGGUGGCCAAGUCUCGCUUCUGGUACUUUGUGUCCCAGCUGAGGAAGAUGAAGAAAGCUUCCGGAGAGACCGUCUACUGCGGCCUGGUUCAUGAGAAAUCCCCCCUCAAGGUGAAAAACUUUGGCAUCUGGCUUCGUUAUGACUCUCGCAGUGGAACCCAUAACAUGUACCGCGAGUACAGAGACCUGACCACGUCUGCAGCCGUCACUCAGUGCUAUCGUGACAUGGGUGCCCGGCAUCGUGCCCGCGCUCACUCAAUCCAGAUCAUGAAGGUGCAGGUGAUUCCAGCCAACAAAUGCCGCAGACCCGCCAUCAAGCAGUUCCACGACUCCAAGAUCAAGUUCCCUCUCCCUCACAGGGUUCUGCGUCGCCAGCACAAGCCUCGCUUCACCACCAAGAGACCAAACACUUUCUUUUAAAGUGUCUGUUUGUCUUUUCAUAUUACUGGCGAAUAAACAAAGUGAAGAAAAAAAACUU